Molecule: messenger RNA, 1872 nt
Organism: Bombus huntii
Lineage: Eukaryota; Metazoa; Arthropoda; Insecta; Hymenoptera; Apidae
Gene: Sras
Product: CAAX prenyl protease 2
Exons: 6
Coding region: 635-1348 (237 amino acids)
Biological process (GO): CAAX-box protein processing
Cellular component (GO): endoplasmic reticulum membrane
Molecular function (GO): metalloendopeptidase activity
Source: RefSeq, a predicted model, not a curated record
ACAAGCAACCAACAUCAGUAUGGAGUUAUGGAGACCAUGGGCCGAAAUACCGAUUUAUCCUGCAUAACCGCAAUUCUAUCAUGUUUCGUUUUAUCGGUGAUGUAUGUCGCGAGUCUCUAUGUAUGGAAUUCUCCGUACAGUAGGUAUGUAUGCCGAUUAACAACUGGAUAAACGUUAAUCUUUAAAUGUCCAUUUUGUUGAACCGUGUAUGCUCUCUCUAUCGGUCCUUUAACAGUGAACCACAGGAAACCACGAACAAAGUGUAACUGUAUUCACGUCGGCCGAGAACAUGAAUAUGUCUACUCUUUGGUUCUCCCAUUCACGCAGUCGCUUUUCUGGACAAGAAUCGAAUCUACAGCGCCUCUAUUGGCGAACUUUUUCUUUCGAUUUCUUCUAUAAUUGGCGCGUCAUUUCAAAUCGACUGUGUCAAAUCACUAUAUCGAUAACUAUUUACUGCCAAUAAUAUUGAUUUCAAAUGUUUAACUAUAUAUUUUUUAAACAUUGGAAAUUUUAUUAUAGUUCCGCUUGACAUUAAAAUCCUACUUCUUUUCGGAGAAUUUACUGUUAAUCGAAAGUUUUAAUUAAAAAGGAACAUCCUACUGUAAUAAAAAAAAGAUUUUUUAGCGUUUUUAUUAUGUCCCUUAUAUCUCCUGCUUUGUUGUAUUUUGGAAUAAAUGAAAAAGUAUUUCAAAAGGCAACAAUUUGGGAGUUAUUGGGUCUGCGAUGGCCUGGUUUAAUUCAAGCAAUUGUGAUACCAUUAUUAUUAACAAUGAUACUAUUUCUAGGGCCAAUAUGUGUACAAGGUUUCAAUGGACUUUGGAGACUAUAUACUGAGCCUAUGUAUUGGCUUGGGAGUGUACGAACAAUAAUAUGGUGGAGAAAUCUAGUAGUUGCUCCUUUAGCUGAAGAAUGGACAUUUAGAGCAUGUAUGUUACCAUUGCUUUUGCAAUGUUUUACACCAACUACUGCCAUAUUUGUAUGUCCUUUAUUUUUUGGUGUUGCUCAUUUUCAUCAUGUAGUAGACAGGGUGAAAGCAGGCAUGAAUCUGAAACAUGCCCUUUUUAUAUCUUGUUUCCAAUUUGCGUUUACGACACUGUUUGGUGCAUAUGCUGCCUUUCUUUUUGCUAAAACAGGACAUUUAGCAGCGCCGUUUACGGCACAUUCUUUUUGUAAUCAUAUGGGAUGUCCUGAUCUUUCUGAAGUUGUUGCAGUUAAAGAUCCUUUAAAAAGAGCUGGAUUGUUUUCUUUGUUUGUAAUUGGAUUAGUAGCCUGGUGUUUUUUAUUGACACCAAUGACAAAUCCAAGAUUAUUUUAUAAUAAUUUAUUUUGGCAUAAAAAUUUUAUAUGAGUGUGAUUUAUUUGCAACAAUGUCACUAAUGUUAUGUAAAUUUUUUAUAAAAAAACUAGUCUAACUUGAACUGAUAUCGUUUUAAGAAUUUAUAUUGCAUGAUAUUUUUUAAGAAGUAUUUGUUACUUAACAAAAUGUAUCUCAUACAAGUUGACGAGACUGUUUUGCAAAUUAUAUAAUAGAUAUAAUUACAUAUAAGUGCAAUUUUAUCAAACACAGACGUACUUUUAUAAGUUAGAAGCUAAUCAAAUUCGUGUAAUACAAGAUUUUUUAGUUCUAAUUUUUGUGAACAUGUUUUGUAUAAUGUAAUUAUUAUGCAAAAAGGUUACCAUAGGCAACUUAAUCAUGCAAUAUAGAACUAAUAUAAAAUCACCGUAGUGCCUCAAAUUUAAUUCAAUUUACAUAGUUAUAAUCAUGAAUGCCAAUAGAACUUUAGGCAAAGUUCUUAAAAUAAAGAUGUUAAUAAAAUAUUGUAAAGUUAAAAAGAUAUGACAUUGUUACAAUAAACAGUGUGUUAUUUUGAA